AUUAAGAUCCAUUAUUAAACAAAGACUAUUCGUCUAAAAUAUAAUAUAUAAUUCAAAUCUAACCCAAUGCGUUGAAGAAAAAAUGUUAUUUAACAUGUGUUGCUUGGAUUUGAAGUACAUACAUAUGUCUUUAGAUCUGAAAUUAUAAACGUUUCAGAGAUUUCUUAAUCCUUUGACGAAGAGACUAUAACAAGGAAAGAGCAAAACGUGCCGCUCGGAUCUGGUCCAUGACGCGUCUUUUAGGUUAUCUGAAAAGUCAACGGUAAAGGGGUGUAGACUAUGACCAGUGAAGUGAACAGUCAAUAACAGACGGCAGGCAUAUCGGACGGUCAUUACUUUUUCCUGCUAUUUACAAACGGUCGUGAUCUCUCUCUGUGACAUGGGACCAAGUAAACUUUAUUAUAUUGAUAUCAACAAUGGAUUGUAUUUAUAAAAGAACAUCAAUUCGAGGUGGUGUUCAUCUAUAAGAUAAAAAGCAUACAGCAAGUAUUCUGAUACUUUUUAUAAUAUCCCUUAUUAUUACCACGUUUUAUUCUAUUUCAAUUUUCAUACACAAAAUAUUUUUAUUUUUAUAUGGCAUAGUAAAUUAACAUCAAUGGGUUGUAAAGUCUUUCUUUAAGUUUUUUUUGUUCUUUCCUGAUAAGCAAUUAAAAAACAUACAGUAAGUAUUUUAAUAACUUUUUAAUAAUAUUAUUAUUACCACGUUUGAUUCUAUUUUACUUUUUAUGACUACAGUCUUAUACUUUGGCAGAGUAAAAAAUUAACGUAAGUUGGUAUCAUUGGAUUGUAUUUCUAUAUUGCCAAAAAAAAAGAGAUUUAUUUAUAUAAAACAUAAGAAGACUUUUAAAAGUCUUUCUUUGAGGUUUUUUGUCGUAAAUAAAUUAGAAAAAGGCAGAAAUUAUGGGAGGACUCUUUUGUCACACAGUUGAUGCUGUCUAAAUAUCCGUUACCAGAAGCUAAGAGUUACCGACAGAAGAAAAUAUAAAUAUCUCAACCCACCGUGGAUCUGUGAAGCUUGUUGAACAAAUCAAAUGUUGUUGGGAGCUUAAAGAAAAGUUCUUACUUUAUUCUUAAAACUCUUCAGAUUCCAAGCUCAACUCAAGAAGGCUUUCAGAUUCUGACCAUGGAUCCUUAAAGAAGCUUGAAGAAGCAAAUUUGAAGAAGAUGGUUCGGAGAAUAAAGAGGAAAGGUUUCAUAAACACCGAAGCUGCAAGAGAGUUUUUCAAUCAUCUAGUUGCGGAGAGACACUCUCUUCUGUUGCUGGUUCCUUUGGUGUUAGCUUUCUGGGCUAUUGAGAGAUGGGUCUUCGCUUUCUCCAACUGGGUUCCUCUCGUUGUUGCUGUUUGGGCUUCUCUUCAGUAUGGGAGUUACCAAAGGGCAAUACUUGCAGAAGAUCUAACCAGGAAGUGGAAGCAAAACGUUUUCAAUGCUUCGACUAUAACUCCAUUGGAACAUUGCCAAUGGCUGAACAAAUUACUGUCUGAAAUUUGGCUAAACUUCAUGAACAAAAAACUCUCUCUCAGAUUUUCUUCUAUGGUAGAGAAACGGUUGAGGCAACGAAGAUCAAGACUAAUAGAAAAUAUACAGUUGUUGGAGUUCUCUCUUGGCUCAUGUCCUCCUUUGCUGGGACUCAACGGAACAUGUUGGUCUCAAUCAGGGGAACAGAAAAUCUUGCGGUUAGAUUUCACUUGGGACACAUCUGAUCUAAGCAUCUUGCUCCAAGCCAAGUUGUCCAAACCGUUUAACAGAACAGCAAGAAUCGUCGUCAACAGUCUUUGCAUCAAAGGAGAUAUACUAAUCAGACCAACUCUAGAAGGAAAAGCAAUGCUCUAUUCCUUUGUAUCUAACCCUGACGUUAGAAUCGGAGUUGCUUUCGGCGGUGGCGGUGGCCAAUCUCUUCCCGCCACAGAGCUUCCCGGUGUCUCCUCUUGGCUGGUGAAGAUCCUAACGGAAACAUUGAACAAGAAGAUGGUGGAGCCAAGACGAGGAUGUUUCUCAUUACCAGCCACCGAUCUUCACAAAACAGCAGUAGGAGGAAUCAUCUACGUAACAGUAGUCUCCGGUAGCAACCUUCAUCGCAGCGUCCUCCGCGGAAGCCCCUCCUCGAGAAGUCCCGACAUUGCGGAAAGUAGUAACGGUGGCAGCAGCAGCAACAAACCUGUACAAACGUUCGUGGAGGUCGAGCUAGAACAGCUGUCUCGAAGAACCGAGAUGAGAACAGGACCCAAUCCAGCUUAUCAGUCAACGUUCAACAUGAUCUUACACGACAAUACGGGGACGCUUAAGUUUAACCUCUACGAGAAUAAUCCUGCUAGUGUCAGAUACGACAGUCUCGCUAGCUGCGAAGUUAAGCUCAAAUACGUUAACGAUGAUUCUACAAUGUUUUGGGCCGUUGGAUAUGAUAACGGUGUGAUAGCUAAACACGCUGAGUUCUGUGGUCAAGAAGUUGAGAUGGUUGUUCCCUUUGAAGGUGUUAGCUCCAGCGAGUUGACUGUGCGGCUACUUCUAAAGGAAUGGCACUUCUCUGAUGGCUCACAUAGCUUGAACGGUGUUAACUCAAGUUCUUUACACUCACUCGAUGGAUCGGCUAGCUUGUUCUCGAAAACCGGUCGGAAGAUAAUCGUCACGGUUUUAGCAGGGAAGAAUCUUGUUUCUAAGACUGGAAAAUGCGACGCUAAUGUCAAGUUGCAGUAUGGGAAAACUAUACAAAAAACUAAGACGGUGAACGCGGCAGAGGGUGUGUGGAACCAGAAGUUUGAGUUUGAGGAGUUGGCAGGAGAAGAAUAUCUGAAAGUGAAAUGCUAUAGAGAAGAGAUGCUUGGCACUGACAACAUCGGUACAGCUACGUUGAGUCUUCAUGGGAUUAGUAACAGCGAAAUGCAUAUAUGGGUUCCUCUUGAAGAAGUUAGUUCUGGAGAGAUAGAGCUUUUGAUCGAAGCUCUUAGUCCUGAGUAUAGUGAAGCGGAUUCUAGUAAAGGCUUGAUUGAACUGGUGCUUGUUGAAGCCCGGGAUCUCGUGGCUGCGGAUCUUAGAGGAACCAGUGAUCCUUACGUCAGGGUUCAGUACGGAGAGAAGAAACAGAGGACAAAGGUUAUUUACAAGACAUUGCAUCCCAAAUGGAAUCAGACAAUGGAGUUCCCAGAUGAUGGGAGCUCCUUGGAGCUACACGUCAAAGACCAUAACACACUGCUUCCAACUUCAAGCAUCGGUAACUGCGUUGUGGAAUACCAACGGCUAAAGCCAAACGAGACAGCCGACAAGUGGAUACCUCUCCAAGGAGUGACACGUGGAGAGAUCCGUGUGAGAGUCACGAGGAAAGUCACCGAGGCUCCAAGAAGAGCCAGCGCGGACUCUAGCUCUCCGUUCAACAAAGCGCUCUUGUUGUCUAACCAGAUGAAGCAGGUGAUGAUAAAGUUUCAGAAUUUGAUCGACGAUGGAGAUCUCGAAGGUCUUGGUGAAGCUUUGGGAGAGCUGGAGAGUUUGGAGGAUGAGCAAGAAGAGUAUUUGGUCCAGCUUCAGACAGAGCAGAUGCUGCUUAUCAACAAGAUUAAAGAUCUUGGUAAAGAGAUUCUUAACUCGUCCCCUGUUCAAGCCACGUCUCAUUCGCCGUCUAGGUCCGGGUCUGGUUCGGGAGGUGGAUCGUAUAGCCGGCUAAGAUUACCAGCGCCAAUGUAGUGUAGUUAGUUUGUGAUCAACCUACAAAAACAAUCUAUGGUGUAUAUAGAUAGAUAUGUAGGGCAUUGGAUAAAAUGUUUAAAGAGAAUGUGAUCAGCCCUUUGUGUUACAGAAAGGUAGAAACCAUCAUCUGUAAGUUUGUUUUUUAUUUCCAUUGUUAUUGAGUAGCCACUAAAGCAGUUGUAAUAGUUUGUAAAAACUGUUAUUCUGUUUCUAGUCUGAGAAAUAAUUUACGGAAACUA
Molecule: messenger RNA, 3917 nt
Organism: Brassica napus (rape)
Lineage: Eukaryota; Viridiplantae; Streptophyta; Magnoliopsida; Brassicales; Brassicaceae
Exons: 13
Coding region: 1165-3675 (836 amino acids)
Molecular function (GO): lipid binding
Source: RefSeq, a predicted model, not a curated record